AUGUCACCUCAGACUAUUGAAGCUCUGAAAUCUGUCUAUGAACGUGUGGACGACAUUGACCUGUACUCUGGUCUCGUCUCCGAAAUCCCUAUGAAAGGAGCAGUGAUUGGACCAACGGCUGGCUGUAUCAUUGCUGAGCAGUUCUCACGAUUGAAAAAAUGUGAUCGCUUUUACUAUGAGAAUCCUGGGCCACAACAGUUCACUUCGGAUCAACUUCAACAAAUUCGACAGGUUACGCUAUCUUCAGUGAUCUGCGCUAAUCAUCACUGGAUUCGACAAGUACAAUCGGAUGCAUUUUUGUUACCAGAUCUGCUCACAAACAUUCCGAUCGACUGCGACGAUUUUCAUAAGAUUGAUCUGUCAAAGUGGGCUGAUAGAGGUGGAUGUCUUGUGUCCGAGAAGAUUCUUCGUGAAGGCGAAACCGCACGAAUAAUGCCGUGCACUAGUUGUACAUGUACUCAAGACGGGCUUCGCUGCCGCGCCAUGGUAAUAUAUGACUGCAAAGAGGUCGCUGACAAGUACACGCUAACAGAAAUUGCAAAGGUAAGUUUCGCCCAACUUUAG
Messenger RNA from Cooperia oncophora, 564 nucleotides. The record is from the annotation of a GenBank genome assembly. NCBI's taxonomy places the organism in Eukaryota, Metazoa, Nematoda, Chromadorea, Rhabditida, Trichostrongylidae.